Molecule: messenger RNA, 3980 nt
Organism: Lytechinus pictus (painted urchin)
Lineage: Eukaryota; Metazoa; Echinodermata; Echinoidea; Temnopleuroida; Toxopneustidae
Product: 3-oxoacyl-[acyl-carrier-protein] reductase FabG-like
Exons: 11
Coding region: 169-990 (273 amino acids)
Molecular function (GO): oxidoreductase activity
Source: RefSeq, a predicted model, not a curated record
GCACCAUUUAUGACUCAACGAUUUUUAUGUAUGCAAAACCCUAUGCCUACCGACAAAGAUUAUAUACUCAAACUCUAUAAUCGGUUAGCACUCAGUGUAUGGAGUUUAAUGCAUCCACAUUAUUACAGAUAAUUUUCUACAAGGAGAUAAACAUCUUAUCUGGGUAUUAUGACGUCACCCAUGAGUCCAGAAAUACUUGGUGCUUCACUGAAAGGAAAAGUUGCCGUCAUAACGGGAGCAAGCUCGGGUAUAGGAGCAGAAAUUGCCCGACAUUUCGCUUCGCUGGGAUGUCUAUUGGCCCUGACAGGACGUAACAUGGAAACACUUCAACAAGUCACCAAUGAAUGUUUAGCCAGAGGUCUUGGCAGCGAUCAGGUUUUACAAAUUCAAGCCGACUAUGGGGAAAGAGACGCCGUAAAGAAAACUGUGGAACAAAUCAUCCAGAAAUUCAACCAGGUUGAUGUUUUGGUGAAUAAUGCUGCGGUUUAUGCAACGAACACGGUAGAAAGCAUGACCUUGGAUAAUUUUGACCUCACCUUCAGAGUGAAUGUUAGAGCACCCCUUGAACUCACCCAACUCCUUACACCAUAUCUCAUCAAAUCAAAAGGAACUGUUGUGAACAUAUCCAGUGUCAUAGGACGCCGAUCAAUAGUCAACGAAUUGAUUUAUGGGAUGUCAAAAACUGCCUUAGAUCACAUGACAAGGUGUACAGCUGAAGAAUUGGCACCUCAUGGAGUCCGUGUCAACACAGUAAACCCUGGUGUUAUUGAGACUCCGCUGUUCAAGCGAGAAUUGGGCAUAACAGAAGAACAAGUAACACAGUACUUUGAGAGUUACAGCCGCUCCCAUCCGAUGCGCAGAACCGGUAAACCAGAUGAUGUAGCUCGAUUCGUCACAUUUCUGGCAUCUUCUGACUCGUCGUUUACCACUGGAGAAACAGUAGGUAUUGAUGGAGGGCAUCACCUCAUGGUCUCAGAUAUCGAGAAUUAGAGAUCUCAAGAAUGUAAUUGUAAUGUAUUUUAUGACAACGUACCCAAUCAAGAUUGAUUUGCACUUUUGUUAAGCCCCUUUCACAAUUAUUGGUGGAGCGACUGCUUACAACCAUUGUGAUUCUGUGCAACAUAAUUAUCAUGGCCAAAAGAUGCAGUCAUGAGCAAUUUAGUCCAGGAUAGAAGAGGCAUAACCUUGUUUUUUUAUAUAUACAAUAUUUUUUGAUGGUUUCUUGUCAAUUCGAGGGUGCUGAUUACGAAUCUGAAUGAUGCCACUCGUGUAACCUUGAGCAUUUUCCGCAAAUUAGCAAAAUCCAAUAUGGCCGCCAAAAUAUACAAAUUACCCAUGAAAAUCAUAAAAUUGUCCGCACAUUGGCUAUAUGAAAUUCAUGAAAUUGUGUGGCAGGAGUGAAAUACUCUGUCAAAAAAUGAUUUUUGACAAAAUAUUUAUUUUCCUGAUAUUCAAAAUGGCCGCCAUAGGCCCCUGUAUACUCUAUUAUGUACAAUAUGAAUAGGGAAAACUAAUUUUCACAUUAAUGAGCACUAAACUGCAAAACAUCGCGAUGUAUGAACGAAGUAGUAUAUGCAAAUCAUCAUUACUAACGAGAUAUAUCAUUUAUUAUGUCAUAUAUGGGAACAUUGCUGUAUUUUGAUAUCUAAAAUAGCCGCCACUGGCCCAAACAGUAUUGCGUAUAAUGGUAAUGGGGGCCAAACAAUUCACAAGAGUGAUCACUAAAUGCAUAUUAUUAAGAUUAAAUGAGUGGGAUACUGACUAAAAACAUAAUUGUUAACGAAAUAUAUUAUUAAUAUGCCAUGUAUGUGAUGAAUGUUGUAUUUUGAUAUUCAAAAUGGCUGCCAAAGGCCCUAAAAGUAUUAUGCACAAUGAGAAAGAGGAGCAAAGAAAUCACAAGAGUGAGCUCUAAAAUGCAUAUAUAUGUGAUAAAUCAAUGGGAUACUGUCUAAAAACGUAUUUUCUAACAAAAUAUAUUGUGGCGUAACCGAGCUCUGUUGGGGUAGCGUUCUGCCGUCUCGCAGUCUCUAGAACCCGGUCCACGCUGUUCUUCACUCAUUCAAUUGUUUUGGGGGGCAGAUUCUCUCACAAAAGUCUAUUGUAUAACGUGGUAACCUCUCUUCCUCUCAGACCUCUCUGAAAUACAUCGAAUCAAGCACUAUAACACUCACCUUAUAAAGAAAGCACAGUGGAAAGAUCUAGUGUACGGUGUAAGUCUUAGUUUAAUAUCGGGAGCUACUAUUUACAACUGCACGUACGUCAUCACAGCUCCGAGCGAACUGACGUACUUCUCCAUACCAAGUAUCACAACAUAAAAAUAUCGCCCUCUACGAUCAACUAUGAAAUACAUCUUAAAGGUAUAACUCAUUAUGCUACACAGCCCCUCCCCAAGUCUGGGCUGUCCUCGGACCAGGUAUAAAACUAAAAAGACUAAAAAUAAAUCCUUUCAAAACUCAACUCACCCUUCAAGAGUGAAACAUCUUUGGCAGAAACAAUAAGUACAAAAAAAAUAUUUAAAACAAAUAUCGUUAAGAAUAUACAGGUAUAUACAGGUAUAGCAUAAAAAGAAAGCACUCUUCUUAACACACUUAUGAGUUUGAAGACAUCUCUAAGACUUCCUAAAGAAAACCAAAUAACAUUUUGAGUUUCAUGUCCAAACAUGAGGUAUUAAAUGUUUUGUAUAAAAAGUAGAUACUGAUCUUUUUUUCUUUCAACUGCAUGAUCGAUGACAUCAAAAUAUAACUUUAAUCAAGCACUGUCCUCCCAAAACAAGAACAAAGUGAUAUAUGUACAGAAAUAUAUAGAAAAAGCGGAGAGAGUUGUAGAGAGAGCAGGAAAAAAUGUAAAGAUGAGGAGGAUAUAGGAAAGAUAAGAAGAAAGGCAAGGAAGACAUAAUAGUAAAUAGAGUAUAACAUACAUCAAGGCAAUAAAUCGGAAUACAAAAGAACAAGACGGAAUGUUUCUCACGGAAGAGAUACUGUUUUUUUUUAUAUAUUACAAAAGUUCUUAAAAGUGUUCUGGAUGAUGAGAUCUUUAGCUGAUCAAUCUGUUUCGGCCUUGGUUGUUCCCACCAUCAUAUCCACCGUAAACUCCUUCAUGACUUCGUCCUCCGAUACUAAUUCUCCAUUUCGGAACACUCGGCGCGUGGUUUUUUCGGUGAUAGUUUUUAGGUUUCCGAUAAGUCCACGCUCCAAAUCCUCUACGGACAUAGCCGGACCCACAUGCCCCUCACGUACAUGAUUAAUCUUGGUGUAUGAAGCUUCAGGGACCGACUCGACAGCUUUUACCACCACCAUGUGGUAGGUCCGUGCCUUUUCCUCGUAAAUGGAUUUCGAUCCUCCGGAAAACACGUAUGCCGAACUAUGUUCGGCUACUCGGACUAAGUUCCCUGCUAAAAUCCUGGUCGGUUUCAAGUCACCGAUAGGCUUUCCCAACUUCACUUUCUCAGGCAAGUCCAUGCCCCCCUCCUGUUCAUCUUCAAGAUCGGACUCAGACUCCUCAGACUGCUCAUCCUGCACCUGUUGACGCAGGAGGCUAAGUGGUUUCCCACUGAGUCCUGGGCCCAUUUUCCAAGAAUUUACCGCUUCCAUAGUGCCAGGAGAGACGUCGACUUGAAUCUCUGCUUCAGCAAUGGUUGGCUCUUGUACCUCACUGCAGAUCCGAGUUGUUGUCUUCUCCUCAUGUUCUCGAGUUUCCCGACCUUUUUCACGUUCACGUUCUUUCCCUCCUUUGUCGCUCAAGUGGACUUCCGACCUCACUUUUGAACGUCUCUCAUGACUCACCAUGUGGGCCCUAAGGUUAUCUCUGCGGGAAUACCCCUUCUCACAAAUGUCACAAGUAUACAGCCUUUGACGUCGAUGUCUCUCGUCGAUGUGUCGGUGCAGACUCCUUUUAUGUGAGAACCUCGCUCCACAGUCGAAGCAUUCAAAGUCAGACGCCACCCGGUGCCUCAUCUUGAACCACUGUAAUCAGAAGAACAC